UUGCGUUGUCAAUAAAGUUUCAGGGGGAAAAAAACGGGAGCUGAUCCCGGAAGUGGCGGUUUGUUUUGGUGUCGCGCAGCAGCAGACAUGUUGGUUCCGUGCACUCGUCACCGUCUGUGAAACAUCGUGAAGUCCAAACUGCUGCUUUUUCAUGUUUACUUCAGUGUCCUCGGUGACGCCGUGGAACCAAGCGUGUGCGUAAGAACUGCGACCCGCAAACAUGGCGGAGGCUGGCGCUCACCUGACCACCACCACCUCCGGACACGAGCGGCCGUCCAUCUUCGAGGUUCUGGCCCAGGAGUCUCUGAUGGAGGCCGUCAAACCGGCGCUCCGGCAUGCGGUCAAGGUGACACCACGACCUGUGUCUCCUCUGCAGUGGUCAAGUGUGAGCUCAAACCUCUCCCCUGCUCAGGUUCUAGCUGAGUCCAACCCUUCCGUCUUCGGUGUUCUGUGGCGCCGCUUUGAUGAGGUCUACCUGCUGCUGGACCUCCUCCUGCAGAAGCACUUCCUGUCUCACAGUGCCGCCUCGUUCUCGGAGAACUUUUACGGCCUGAAGAGAGUCUGCACGGGACCGGGGCGACCGGCCGGUCUUGCUCUGAGCAGGCGGUCUCACUGGUGCUCGCUGCUGCUGCUGUGUGUGGCGCCGUACCUGCGGGCCAAGCUGGAGGCCCUGUUGGCUCGGCAGAGGGAGGAGGAGGACUUCUCCAUCCGCGUGGCCCGUAGCCGGACGCAGAAGGUGUUCCGGGCCUUGGCGGCAGCGUAUCCGUACGUCAGCACGGCCUGGCAGGUGCUGCUCUUCAGUCAGCAGCUGCUCUUCAUCUUCGGGAAAAGUAGGAGUCACAGUCCACUGCUGUGGCUCGCCCGGGUCCGACUGGAGAGGCUCACCGCGCUGGACUUCAGGGAGCUGGAGCUGAAGAGCGGCAGAAGCCGUGAGCCUGCAGCAGCUGGGAGUCUGGCCCAGCGUGCCGGUCGGCUGGUGUCCCAGGCAGCCAGGGGCGUGGCCGUCUCCCUCUCCACCUCGCUGUCGCUGGGAGUCUUCUUCCUGCAAUUCCUGGACUGGUGGUACUCGGCCGAGAACCAGAGCACGGUGAAAACCCUGACCGCCCUGCCGGUGCCACCGCCCCCACUGAGCCUGGCGCCUCCACCCGGUGGUGACCCGGCUCAGGACAGGACGUGCCCGCUCUGCAGGAAGCCCCGCACCAACGCCACGGCGCUGUCCACCUCCGGCUUCGUCUUCUGCUACCCCUGCAUCUACGCGCACGUCAAGGCCCAGCGCAGCUGCCCGCUCAGCGGGUUCCCCUCCGAGCUGCAGCACCUCAUCAAGAUCUACACGCCCGAGACCCCCUGAGAGAGACGAUGAACAUGGACUGCUUUUGAGGAAACUGUUUUGAUACGGACACGAUGGUUGAGCUCUCGGGCUCCACCUGACUUGACCCUUAAGCCAUUAAAGUUGACGUGAACCUAAACACCAGUGAUUCGGCUGAAUUCUUCUCAUGAGAGGAAAGAUAUCUGCUGCACAGUGGUGUGUGUGUGUUGGAGGUUCAGAGUGAAGACAAGUGUUGUGGGGACGUCCAAGAUAAGACAGUCAGUGAAUUGCUUUAUUGAGUUUCCAGACAACAACACUUAAAAAACAAACAAUGGAACAGAUAAACAACAUCACAACAAUACAGUGAGUAAUUCUUAAAAAAAAAAAAAAACAAAAAAGAAAGGAAGGACUUUGUUAAAACGUCCGGCUCCCCUGCAGCACGGCAGGAGACCAGGAGUCACAGUAAACAACGCUGCUGUAUUGCACGUGUCAACACAAACAUGAACCUUAUUUACACGUGAAGCGGCGAAAGAUCCACACCUUUUCAGAUCUGUCCCAAGAGUCAGGAAUGUGCUUGUGAUCCACCACAGAGAGAGAGAGAGAAAGAAAGAGGAGAGAAAGAGAGAGACGGGGCGUCCUCGUCGCACAAAGACGUUACAGCACGGUAUCAAACAGGAAAUAUACAAAAGAGUCCAAGUGUGUGUGUGUGUGUGUGUGUGAGAGAGCAACAAUGAGGCGCCGCGUGUCUCAAAUAUCAUGUUAAAUACACGUUGUGACCUCUGCUGGUUUUAUCGAAACGUCAUGAACGCGACAGCGAGCAGCAAACGCCGCGGCUCAAACAGCACGCGACACUUCACCGCCAACCUUCAGCAGGAACACGCCUCCAACUGAGUGUCACCAAAAAUGGGUGACUGAAAAACAAAACAUUCACCAUAAA
Molecule: messenger RNA, 2243 nt
Organism: Synchiropus splendidus (mandarinfish)
Lineage: Eukaryota; Metazoa; Chordata; Actinopteri; Syngnathiformes; Callionymidae
Gene: pex12
Product: peroxisomal biogenesis factor 12
Exons: 3
Coding region: 221-1348 (375 amino acids)
Biological process (GO): protein import into peroxisome matrix; protein monoubiquitination
Cellular component (GO): peroxisomal importomer complex; peroxisomal membrane
Molecular function (GO): zinc ion binding; protein binding; ubiquitin-protein transferase activity
Source: RefSeq, a predicted model, not a curated record